This is a messenger RNA of Microdochium trichocladiopsis, 1413 nucleotides long. Its product is annotated as putative serine dehydratase domain-containing protein. The transcript has 2 exons. Gene Ontology annotation, molecular function: D-serine ammonia-lyase activity. The record is from RefSeq and is a predicted model, not a curated record. Bases 1 to 1413 code for a protein of 470 amino acids. NCBI's taxonomy places the organism in Eukaryota, Fungi, Ascomycota, Sordariomycetes, Xylariales, Microdochiaceae. Gene Ontology annotation, biological process: D-serine catabolic process.
AUGGCGACUGCGGAGCAGGUCGUCCCCCUUGCAGACAGGCGCGCUCUUCGCGAGCGCUAUGUCGGCAAGAGCCUGCUUGACCUACCCACGCCCGGAAUCAUCCUGGAUGCAGACCGCAUACGACGUAACUGCCGGGCCAUGCUCGAAAGCUGCCAGUCAUUGGGCUUGCAAUGGAGAGCCCAUGUCAAGACACACAAGACGAUCGAGGUAUCGCGUCUUCAGGUUGGAGAGGACAAGACUCGCCCAGCCAACUUUGUAGUCUCGACACUGGCCGAGCUCGAAUUCCUCAGUCCAUUGCUGGCGUCGUACAAAGCCGAGGGGCGUGACUGCAACGCCAUCUAUGGGUUUCCUGUCUCCCCAGAGGUCGUCCCGAGGCUGGCCAAAGUCCUCCAAAGUGUGGGGCCGGGCAGCGUCGGACUUCUGGUCGAUUGCGCGGCCCAGGUCGCCACGGCAGCGUCCAUCAAGACCAUGAGCGGCGGCGUUUUACCACUCGUCCAUGUCAAGGUCGACGCUGGCGCCCAUAGGGCUGGGCUUGUUCCGGGCACCCGCGCGUUUGAGGACUUGGUCAAGGCCCUGCUCGAAGCCCACGCUGCAGGCCACCUGGUCUUCAGUGGCCUGUAUUCGCACGCCGGCCACUCAUAUAAUGGUGACUCCCGCCCAUCGGCCGUCUCCAUGCUCGUCACGGAGCUGGACAUUAUGAUCCGGGGUGCUGCUUACACAACAUCCCUGCUGCCUCCGCCGUCCCCCCAACUAUCCCUGACAAUCUCCGCCGGCGCGACCCCUACGGCCCUUGCUAUUCACAAUGUCACCGUGGCUCACGAGCCUGACGAGGGCGAGCUCACGUCCUGCAACAAGCUGUCCGCCUUACUGCAGAAGGCCGCGGCAAGUGACCUGAAGGUUGAGGUUCAUGCAGGAGUGUAUCCAUUUUUGGAUCUCCAGCAGUUGGCAACCAAGAGCGCCCCAGACAGCGUGUUGUCCUGGGAGAAUCUGGCUAUGACAGCAAUAGUCGAGGUGGUCAGUAUUUAUGAAGGCCGUGCGAAGGACAGCGGGACCGAGGUGCUAGUACGCGCUGGUAUCUUGGCGCUCGGCCGGGAGAGUUGCAAGGCAUACGGUGGACUGGCCAUGGUUGCGCCAUGGGGCAUCGAAGGCGCGACCAUGCCCAGAGGUAGCGUGGAAGACAACGCUGAUGGCUGGGCCGUUGACCGCAUCUCACAGGAGCACGGCAUCCUGACGUGGUUGGGUGCUGAAAAAGGUCGAAAGGCAACCCGUCUGCAUGUUGGCCAGAAGCUUCAAUUGUGGCCAAACCAUGCAUGCAUCACCGCGAGUCCCUUUGAUUGGUACUACGUCGUGGACAGUGCACAAGGGGCAGGUGAGGUGGUUGUGGACGUUUGGACAAAGGCUAGGGGCUGGUAG